Molecule: messenger RNA, 2380 nt
Organism: Trichoplusia ni (cabbage looper)
Lineage: Eukaryota; Metazoa; Arthropoda; Insecta; Lepidoptera; Noctuidae
Gene: Pfrx
Product: 6-phosphofructo-2-kinase/fructose-2,6-bisphosphatase
Exons: 10
Coding region: 84-1640 (518 amino acids)
Biological process (GO): fructose 2,6-bisphosphate metabolic process; fructose metabolic process
Cellular component (GO): cytosol
Molecular function (GO): fructose-2,6-bisphosphate 2-phosphatase activity; 6-phosphofructo-2-kinase activity; ATP binding
Source: RefSeq, a predicted model, not a curated record
UCGCGUGGACAGCGCAGCCGAACGCGCAGAGCCGAGCGCGCACAGCCCGAGCGAGGCCAGUCAUGCUUCGAUAGCACACGCAGAUGGACGUGGCAAACGGGUCGCCGUCGCUGCGACUUCGCGGCGGCGUCAAUAAUACAAGUGACAGUAAAAAAAAUGAGUUGAAUCUGUGCCCGAGUGUGAUGUCGCCGGAGACUCAGCGGCUGCUGCCGCCGACCACGGAGACUAUUAUGACAAAGCCGUUCCCUAUACGAGGUGAACGCGCCAACUAUGUGAACAUACCUCAUGUGAUCGCGAUGGUCGGACUGCCGGCGCGCGGCAAGACCUACAUCUCAAAGAAGCUCUCCAGAUACCUCAACUGGAUAGGAAUCAAUACUAGGGUAUUCAACCUAGGCGAGUACAGGCGGCACGCGACGACGGCGUACACGAGCCAUGAGUUCUUCCGCGCCGACAACAAGGAGGCGAUGGCGAUACGGCAGCAGUGCGCGCUGGACGCGCUGCACGACGUCUGCGAGUGGCUCGCCAAGGGCGGGGAAGUCGCUGUGUUCGACGCGACAAACUCGACGCUGGACCGGCGGCGCAUGAUCCGCGACAUCGUGGUGCACAAGAUGGGCUUUAAGCUGUUCUUCGUGGAGUCCAUCUGUGAUGACCCCCGGAUCAUAGAACAGAAUAUCAUGGAAGUAAAAGUAAGCAGUCCGGACUACACGAACAUUCAGAACACAGACAACGUGCUAAACGACUUCCUGCUGAGAAUAGAGCAUUACAAGGAGAAGUACGAGCCUCUAGACGAGACCAUAGAGUCGGAGUACAGCUUCAUGAAGACCUACGACACCGGCGAGAAGGUGGUCGUGCACAAACACGAAGGUCACAUACAGAGCCGGAUUGUCUAUUACCUGAUGAACAUACAUAUUGUGCCCAGGACUAUUUAUUUGACUAGGCAUGGUGAGAGCACCCACAACAUAGUGGGUCGUAUCGGUGGUGACAGCGACCUGUCUGUCCGGGGCCGGCAGUACGCGAAGGCUCUAGCCGGGUACAUCGACCAGCAGCAGAUCCCAGGGCUCAGGGUCUGGACCUCCUGGAUGAAGAGGGCCAUCCAGACCGUCAAAGAUGUGAAGGCGCCACAGGAGAGGUGGAAGGCGCUUAAUGAGAUUGAUGCGGGCAUAUGCGAAGAGAUGACCUACGCCGAGAUCCAACAGAAGUACCCGUCGGACUUCAACGCGCGCGACGCCAACAAGUUCGCGUACCGCUACCCGCGCGGCGAGAGCUACGAGGACCUGGUGGCGCGCCUGGAGCCCGUCAUCAUGGAGCUGGAGCGGCAGGGGAACGUGCUGGUCGUGUCGCACCAGGCCGUCAUGCGCUGUCUGCUCGCCUACUUCCUCGAUAAGUCCGCUGAGGAGUUGCCGUACCUGCACGUGCCCCUCCACACGGUGAUCAAGCUGACGCCGGUCGCGUACGGCUGUCGCGAGGAACACAUCAAGCUGUCCGUGCCCGCCGUCGACACGCACCGCCCCAAGCCUUCUGACGACGAAGAUGCGGCAGACGUCCAAGUGAUACCCGCGCCGCCUAUCAAGCCGCCCACGCCGCCCGUCCUCAACGGCGAUGCCAACGGCGAACAGAACGACGACACCCAGGCGCAUUAACAUGUAUACACGACCCCUAGAUAAUGCAAUCAAAACAUUGUCCAUGCUAGUUCAAAAAUCUAGAUUUAAAUGACAUUUUGGGUAUUUAUUCUGUGUGAACGAUGUAGUAACCCUAAAAGUAAAGCAUUGUUGUAGUUAUCUGUGACUGUCUACGAUCUGUCAAGUCGACGAAUUUGAGACUGAUGUUAAGUGAGUUUAGAUUUUUAAAUUUUUUAAGUCAUGUUUGUCUUUGUACUGAACAUAAAUACCUAAAGUACGUUCACAAUCACUUGGCCGCUUAUCACCGUUCACUCAGAGUUAGCGAGGGGUCACAAAAUCCAGAGAUUAAUCAUUUUCUGUUCAACAGAAACGUGACAUACUUUUUUUAACUUACCGCCUCAGCUCUUUGACACAAAUAUUAAGGGUACCAGCGCUGCAGCGCUUGACAGCUAUUCGUUUAGCUUUGAUUGUCAUUACACUACACGGCUCAGCCGCUAAUAAAGCGCUUUUUACGCUUACUGGCGUCAAACGCGAGUACAUCGUAAGAAAGUGGCGCAAAUUCUUGAUAGUGUGUCCCCACGCUUAUAUAUUUUUAUAAGCCGUCUCGUUUUGUCUAGUUAGCUCUUAUCUUACUAUCAUAUUUAUAAAUAAUAUUUAACUAUACAUAAGAAUUUUUACAAAGUGGCUAUGUAUAUUAAAUGUAAUAUUGUAAAAUUAUAGGUAAUUUAACUUUUAUUUAAAUAUAAGUUUAAUGUAAGUGG